Molecule: messenger RNA, 1866 nt
Organism: Mya arenaria
Lineage: Eukaryota; Metazoa; Mollusca; Bivalvia; Myida; Myidae
Product: ventricular zone-expressed PH domain-containing protein-like
Exons: 12
Coding region: 78-1694 (538 amino acids)
Biological process (GO): regulation of signal transduction
Cellular component (GO): plasma membrane
Molecular function (GO): phosphatidylinositol-5-phosphate binding
Source: RefSeq, a predicted model, not a curated record
UAUAGACUCGGAUACAUGCGUCUAGAUGAUCGAGACUAAAUUGACAAAACGAAAACUCUUGAAAUUUACGUUAACAAAUGACAAUUCUACCACCAUUUAAAGUUUGUUUAAAUUUUGGACAAUGUGUUUGUUUUCAUUUGGCUAACGCUAAAAGUAAACGUUUAUAUACUGGGCAAGAAGUGCUGAAUUUUAUCGUGAAUGACAGUGAUUAUCCAAAGUUUGAAUUUGGUAUGUUUAACGGGAAUUCGGAUGACCGUUACAGUGAAAAGACAGUUUCCAAUCGUUCAUCUAUACCUACUACACAUGUUCAGGUAAAAACUUCAGGCAAGUACGCCCUGGCAUGGGUGCUGCCCAAGAUUGUCACACAGAACCCCGAGCCCAUCACGCGACACGUGCCGGAACUAGAAGCGGUCAUGGAGCCAUGUGGCGUAACCGAAUGCGUCAGUCUCCUCCAGGUGUUCGGAAUGAUCGCAAAAUCUAAACCUAAGGUGCUGGAGGGCCACGUUGCAGCGUUCUGUAACUACCUGACCGUGAGCACACUCGUGCCCCUCAUUCUCGCCAUGUUUGUUGACAUGGCAACUGCAAACCCCGCUGUGUUCAUCGACCAUGUGACCGCACUGAAACUGCUCGCCGAACAGCAGCCAGUGUUCAUACAUCAAAUUGUGAAGAUCGUUGGGGCUGUAGGCACUGUCUCAUUGCCACACGCCGUGAGGACAAUGGGUUAUCUGGUCAGCCUGUUGUCUGGUUUGUCAGACCAAGCCUCUCUUGUGGUCAUCCUGCAGGAGAUAAAGGCCCUGGGCUUGAUACACCACAGUCUAUUGGCUGACCACAUGCAGGAGAUCAGUCGCCUGUCCCAGAGCGGAUCUAGCAGUGUGCGAAUCCUUGUCCAUCAACUGAAGGAUGACAGUAAAAAGUACUCGGGUCAAAAGGAGAUGCGGUCCGUAUCCAGCCAGACGGAAGGGACAGUGACCAUUAUCACUGUUGGCAACCCAGCCUACCCCAGUAAUGUCGUUGGUGUGAGACAGCAACAACAGCAGCAGCAGCAACAACAACAAGUCUCACACAGCAACAGAUCCAGUCAGCUUAGUCUCACACCGUCAUCAAGAACGAGUAUCGCCAACUCGAGAUCACUGAGUGACCGACCAGUCAGCCCGACAUCAACCCUGGAUAGAGCAUCUUUAAACAGCGCACUCACACUGAACAGCAGCUCAGGACUUCCGCCUGAGCCACUUCGAGAUGGCGUGCAGCACUUCUGUGAGAAACACAUGGACACAAUCAGGAAGUUUAUCAGCAGUCUUUCCGCUAGGAUCCCCCUACCAGCCAAAUGCAGCAUUUUGGACGGCAGACAUAAGCGCUAUGUUCGUCUCAAUUUCCAGUGUGGAAUAAAGGGGACAAAUUGUUUAUAUGGGAAGCAGUUUUUCAUCCUAAACACCAAGCUUCCAAAGACCUGGAUCCAUCUCAUGUUCCUGGCUGUCCAGGCCCAGUCAGCCUCGGCGUUAAGCCAGCAGGAUUUAAGUGUGAGCAGCCUUAAACAUUGCUGGGAUGCACUCUACCCGGAGAAAGGAAACAGUGGCUAUAUCACACUUGUCACCUCAUCCUUCCCAUCAGCAAAGGACCAGGAUGCCUUGCUUCAGGAGCUCCAUGGUGACCGAUACUUUGAUGUGUUCGAGUUUAACGCCCCUCGCAAGUACUAGGCCUGCUUCAUGUGUAACCACCCGGAGAAAAUGUCUGAGCUGAUGCCUGAUGGAAGUCCAGUCAUUGCUGGUCAGUUGAAGGAGAAGAAAGGGCGCUGGAAGUUUCUGAAGCGGUGGAAGACCCGAUACUUCACUCUCUCCGGCAGCCAGAUAACCUACAGCAAAAGUGAUU